AUGAAGCCUCUGAAUGACCGGGUUCUCAUCAAGGUUGCCGAGGCUUCAGAUAAGACUGAAGCUAAUCUUAUCCUCACCGAGACAACCAAGGAGAAGCCAUCCAUUAGAAUGGUAAGUUCUGUUGGUCCGGGCUCCCUUGACGAGGAAGGCAAAAGGCAGCCAUUGUCGGUGUCACCAGGCAGCACUGUGCUGUACUCCAAGUACGCAGGCGGCGAGUUCAAGGGAGCUGAUGGCACAAACUAAAUUAUGUUGAGAGUGUCAAAUGUGAUGGCUGAGCUCUCUCAAGUGUGUGGUUUACUGCUUUGUUUCAGUUUUGAGUUCACGAUAGAGGCUAGCAUGAGUGGUAAGAUUGCUAUGUGAUAACCACUUGAUGCUAUUUUGGAUGAUUAUACAAUUGUAUGAGCAAAUAUUUACUGAAUUUGUUUACAAAGGGAGCUUGAUGUGGGUUUCCCCCAACUUCUGCAUUAUGUAUGUAUAGUGCUUGGCUUAUUGCCUAUUGUUGUGGCACUAUCUAUGUGAAAUGUUCCUAGACACCUAUCUUCCUGUGAGUGUGCUAAACAUUAAGCAAACCUGGAGGAUCUGACUUAUCAGAAUGAUUUCUCAUUCUUCAGUGUUUCUUCUUCGAAACAUCUAGCCACUAUGCAACUUUAUUUCCCUAUGCGAACCAAACCUAGUAUGCUGGUUGCCCAGGAAGACAUGAGAAUCUGCUGUAUAGGACAGAGGGGUCAUGAGCAGCUGAUGUUUAGUGGAGAGAUGAGGCAAUCUGUGACCUUUCGUCAGAGGAUGAGGACCUUUUAAAGCAGCGAAGUAAGAGGAUGAUGCGCCUCAGGGGAGUAAGAUGUGUAGGCCCCGUGACCUUGUCACCAAAGAGUCCAUGUUGUAAUUCCAGCUAUUCAUAGAUAAUUCCUGGUGCCUUCUAUGCCUAUGGUAUCAAAUUCAAAUCCCUAGUGAACAGAGAAGCGACAAAUAAUACACUAGAUGUGAUUCAAAUCCCUAUG
Molecule: messenger RNA, 998 nt
Organism: Triticum aestivum (bread wheat)
Lineage: Eukaryota; Viridiplantae; Streptophyta; Magnoliopsida; Poales; Poaceae
Product: 20 kDa chaperonin, chloroplastic
Exons: 3
Coding region: 1-243 (80 amino acids)
Cellular component (GO): chloroplast; mitochondrion
Molecular function (GO): ATP binding; protein folding chaperone; protein-folding chaperone binding
Source: RefSeq, a predicted model, not a curated record